Messenger RNA from Coprinopsis cinerea okayama7#130, 1362 nucleotides. RefSeq lists its product as hypothetical. The transcript is spliced from 6 exons. NCBI's taxonomy places the organism in Eukaryota, Fungi, Basidiomycota, Agaricomycetes, Agaricales, Psathyrellaceae. Bases 1 to 1362 code for a protein of 453 amino acids. The record is from RefSeq and is a predicted model, not a curated record.
AUGGUAUACCCACCGAACGUCACAGUGACGUUCGGCACAUCCUCAACCCAACUAAACGUCGCCGCACUAAUCAAGCAAACCCUCCUGCUGAUGGUUAGGAGAGAGUUUCCUCAACAAUCCACCGUGGAUGCCAUCGUCCAGACUGAAGCCAAACGCGAUGUAAAGGCUGAAACACGCGUCCUCGAACGCUUGAAGGGCUGCCGGUACGUUGCGAAAGGGACGCAGACUGAGCUGGUGGAUUUGUACAAGGAUAUUCGGGAGUUGCAGACUGAGAAUGAUCGCUUGAGACGGAAGCUCAUUGAGCUCCUGAAAAACCUCAGACGACCUGUGGCCAGUGCGAUUUCCCCAUAUUCCUGUCCCUCUUGUGCCGCUCGCCAGACGUCUCCGCAGCCAGCUGAAGAACCACGGCCGCAGGAUCGAAUCGACAUGGACAUAGACAAACCUGAACGACACCAAAGUGCAUUAUCACCUUCGAAGCCUAGUCCGGCGCGAUACGCAUCAAUAGCGGUUCAGACGGACCAACCUGCCCUUUCAGCACCUAGUUCAAAAGACUCACCAUGUGAAGAGGACGGAGACGUCGAAAUGGACUCCUUAGAGGCUACAAGGUCAUCCCGAGUGUCUCGUCUCGAUUCACUACCUAACACCAUCUCCUCCAGUGGCCACGCUUCACCCCCACUGGACUUGCACUGCACCAAACAGAUACCGACACCAACUCUACGCUACACCCCACACUCCCGUAGUUCACCCAAUCACGACACGGCGCCUUAUCGCUCCACCUCACCCUCGCCCCCGAUAGACACUUCGAAAGGAUCGGGACCCCCAAACCUUCAAACAAGCUUUACGGGAACGGGAACGGAAAAGGAAACGAGAAUGCCGGGGUCGCAUCGAGGGGUACAAUCCAAUGAGGAUGCGGUGAAGCGAGGGUUAUCAGAGGAAGCCGAUCGAGGGUCACACAACGCACUCAAUCAGCAAGUGUUACCCGACGACGAACCUAAUCGACGAGUCGAUCUCGAUCACGAGCAAAGCCAUUCCUCGUCUGAACAAACCGUGACAUCCCGUUCUACCGAACCGCAGCUGCAGGGAUCCGCAGACCACGACGCAGUAGUAUGGGUGACCAAACGCCACAUCGAAAUCCUCUACAGCUCCACGAUCGACCAAUCACAGAACACCUUUUAUUAUUCCUGUCGGCUAUGCGAAGCCGACGAACCACCCGCCACCGCGUCCUUCCCAUCGAACGCUCCAUAUUCCGCACUACAACGACAUUGCGAAACGGCCCACUUGGAGGAUAGUGCGACGUUACGAGGUCUCUCGGCCGCCCAACUCGAGGAGAUAUUUGCGCGGCUUAACGAUGAUUCGGAGUAG